AUGCCGCCACUCAAUGACAGUGAGCAACACGAGCGUAUGCUCACAGCUCUCCGUCGUCGAAUUCGCGAUCUCCGAUCCAACCCAGAGAACCGCUCGCUGGCAAUUGCAAGGCUGAACGCAAUUUAUCGACUUGCACGCAUCUGUGCACAGUUCGGGAAGGAUGCUCGUUUCACACAGCUGUGUGACGCACUCCGGAGAGGCUUACCCGGCCAAAUCGGUCUGCUCAAAAGUGACAUAAACAGUAAUGUUAUAGUUGCAGAUGCUCUGGACAGAAUGAUCCUUGAAUCUUCCUUGUAUAAUUGUUCUGUCACUGUUGUCGAUAAAGACGAUGACGAGGUUGACGGAGAGACUGACCAGGAUAUUGAUGCAGACUCUAGUGAGAUGGAUCGCAGCGACGAUAACUAUAUCGCGCGGUUGCUCCUUGGUUCGAAAUGGGCUCAACCGAUAGUUGAUUUGCCGGAGGAGCCAUACCUGGAGAAGGAAGUGUCUGCUGCAGGCCCCAGUGAAGCUGAAGGUGAGAUAGAUCCCAGCGAUGAUGACUAUAUUGCACGCUUGCUCCUUGGUCCAGGCUGGGCUACUCCGUUAGCCGAUUUUGGGGAGGAGCGAUAUGUGGCAAAGGGGGUGUCGGGUAAGUGA
Penicillium mononematosum is the source of this 636-nucleotide messenger RNA. RefSeq lists its product as uncharacterized. The transcript has a single exon. NCBI's taxonomy places the organism in Eukaryota, Fungi, Ascomycota, Eurotiomycetes, Eurotiales, Aspergillaceae. The record is from RefSeq and is a predicted model, not a curated record. The coding region runs from base 1 to 636 and encodes 211 amino acids.